Messenger RNA from Candoia aspera, 3234 nucleotides. RefSeq names its product protein tyrosine phosphatase non-receptor type 1 (gene PTPN1). Bases 127 to 1404 code for a protein of 425 amino acids. The record is from RefSeq and is a predicted model, not a curated record. Gene Ontology annotation, molecular function: non-membrane spanning protein tyrosine phosphatase activity; protein kinase binding. The transcript has 9 exons. Lineage: Eukaryota; Metazoa; Chordata; Lepidosauria; Squamata; Candoiidae. Gene Ontology annotation, biological process: negative regulation of PERK-mediated unfolded protein response; negative regulation of ERK1 and ERK2 cascade; peptidyl-tyrosine dephosphorylation. Gene Ontology annotation, cellular component: cytoplasm; endoplasmic reticulum; early endosome.
GAAGCCACCAGGCAGCAAGAGCCGCGGAGGCGGCGGCGCUCCGGGCAGCGGCUGGGACUCGCCCUGGCGUCCGAGCAGCAGGGGCAGCGGCAGGCGGGGGCCAGCCAGGCCUGGGCCCCCCGCAGCAUGGAGAUCGAGAAGGAGUUCCAGCGGCUCGACCAGGCGGACAGCUGGGCCGCCAUCUACCAGGAUAUCAAACAUGAAGCCAGUGACUUUCCAUGUAAAGUGGCCAAACAUCCGAGAAACAAAAAUCGCAACAGGUACAGAGAUGUAAGCCCCUUUGACCACAGCCGAAUUAAGCUACUGCAAGGUGACAAUGAUUAUGUCAAUGCAAGUUUGAUAAAAAUGGAGGAGGCACACAGAAGUUACAUCCUUACACAGGGUCCGCUUCCAAAUACUUGUGGCCACUUUUGGGAGAUGAUUUGGGAACAGAAAAGCCGUGGUGUUGUCAUGCUUAACAGAGUGAUGGAAAAGGGAUCAAUAAAAUGUGCGCAAUAUUGGCCACAAAAAGAGGAGAAAGAAAUGUUCUUUGAAGAUACAAACUUCACAUUAACCUUAAUAUCAGAAGAUAUAAAAUCCUAUUAUACAGUCCGACAAUUAGAAUUGAAGAACCUCGUAACACAUGAAAGGAGAGAAAUUCUGCAUUUCCAUUACACAACGUGGCCUGACUUUGGAGUCCCAGAAUCUCCAGCUUCAUUCCUCAACUUCCUGUUCAAAGUGAGAGAAUCAGGGUCCCUGAGUCCUGAACAUGGUCCCAUCGUAGUGCAUUGCAGUGCUGGAAUUGGAAGAUCAGGAACUUUUUGUCUGGUUGACACUUGUCUUCUCUUGAUGGACAAACGGAAAGAUCCUUCUUCUGUUGACAUUAAACAGGUUCUUUUAGAAAUGAGGAAAUACCGAAUGGGGCUUAUACAAACAGCAGACCAACUUCGCUUCUCCUACUUGGCUGUUACAGAGGGAGCCAAAUUUAUUAUGGGAGAUUCAUCUGUACAAGAGCAGUGGAAAGAACUCUCUAACGAAGACUUGGAUCCACCACCAGAACAUACUCCUCUGCCUCCUAGGCCACCCAAAAGAACCGCUGCAAUGAAAAAUGGAAGGGUGCAUGAUCUUUCAAAGCAUCCAAGGGCUGAGGAGGACAUCAAGUAUGCUGCCAACACUUUGGAAACCAGAGUUCUGGAUGGCAGGGCUUGUUCCUCUGAGCAGCAGAGCAUGGAGAGCACUAAUCCAGAUAGUAAGCUUAGGAAGAGAACUGUUGAUGCUUCACCAUGCAAUGAUGAAAUGCUGAAACCAGAAGAAGAGGAUGAAGAGAACAUCAUGACAACCUGGAAACCAUUUCUUGUCAACAUCUGCAUGUUCACUGUCCUGACAGCAGGCGCAUACCUCUGUUACAGAGUAUAUUUUCAUUGAUGGACAUCCCAUUGGUGGUAUCAGAAUACCAGUAACAUCAGUGGUGUUUCAUUUGUUUCUAUACAAGGAAGCUAAAGGGGCAACUAAGCCUUAUCCAAGCGGAAAUGUAUGGUAUGUUAGAGAAGCUGGAACUUUGGUUAGGGUUUAAAGAGAAAGUUGAUGCACUAGGGUUUAAUAUUUAGCCCUAGGGUCCCAAGAACAUAAUAUUCUAAUCUCAGGGCCUUAAGAUAUUCAGGAGUAAGCAGAGAAUAUGCCAAAUAAGUCUUGUGUUUUUCAUUUUUUCCUUAUUUUUUUAAAAUGGAAUAAUAAGAGUUUACAACACAUUGCCGGUUUUUCUUUAAUAUUUUAAAGCCGGGGGGGGCGGGGUUUGUUUGUUCUUUUGGUGGUUUUUCAAAAAAAGGAACUAGGUAUAAGUGAAAAUUGCCUAUAUUCUCCAAGUGUUUGUAACCAAAUACAAGAUCAGAUUCCUUUAAACGACCACUGUAUGCCCACCCAUACACACCCCUGAAGAAUGUACAGUUUUUUGAGAGAGGGAGCUUUUUACUCUUUGCCUUUUUAAAGACUGAUGGCUCAGUCUCUAAAGAACCACUUCUGCAUAGCCUCUAAUAAAUUUGGAUGUUACUCAGGAGCUCCAGUGAAUGAACGGAGACUAGAUAGUAGCAUUCCCUCCACUCUCAAUUGGAUUGCACCCUGAGUUUUUGGCAGUGCAAAUAAUAUGGGAUGUAUUUUAUUUUUCUCAAAUAGAUUCUUGCUUCAAUAACAUGCUAUAAAUGGGCACCGCUUUUUCUCAGGGCAUCCCAACAGGUCAAUGCUGCAAUGUUCUCCCUCCUUUUUGGACAAAAUGAGUUAUUUCUCUCCCCACUUACUGUCAGUGCUCAUUGCUAUAUUGUUAAUCAUCCCUCGCACUCUUAUUUCUGUGUACAUGCCCGCUUCAUUGCACGAUCAACUUUCUAAAAAAUAUUUAACUUUGUAUAUAGUUUCCUAUCCUUAUGGAGAAAGGGAAGGGAGAUGCAAUCAGAAUGUCCACCAGCAUUUAUAUCAGAUACUUGCUUUAGAAAGGACCAGUGUGUAAGCUUCUUCAUCCUAUGGAAUGUAAAAUGCAAUUUCAUUCUAGACUUACCAUGUGAAGAAUGUCCUAUGUGUAUUCAAAAUAGAAGAGUAAUUUUAAAAUCAUCACUAUUUCAAUACACACGCAACCCUCCUUAUUGUAAAGAUCCAGUGGAAUGUUUCUUAGUAAAGCCCAAGUCCUUCAGUGCUGGGCCAGAUGUUCUCUAAGUCUUUUCAAGUUACCAACCACUGCAUUGGUGAAUUUUCAGUGUUGUUGUCUUUCUUUUUUAGAACAAAGAUUCCAAGAUUAGCUUUUAUUUGGCUUAAAGAUCAUGCUGUUUAGGAGCCAGGUUUAAGGCUGCAAUCUUACGCAUCCUUGAGAUUAUGCCCUAUUGAACUUCAUCAUUCUGACUGUUAAUUCAGAUGUGUAAGAUUGAUUGCUUUAUCUGUGAGCCUUCUACCUCUGCUGAAGAGGAAGUUUGCACCCUAACUCAGAACAAAUCUUUUGUUCCAUAUGAAGUUGAAGAGAGAAUUUGUAUUUUAUUUUAUUAUUUUAGGUACAGCUUAGCUUGACUGACUGUAGCUGCUAAGAAAAGAGUAAAAAUUGACCAAUCACGUGUUUUGUUGUUCAUAAAUAUUAUGAUUGGGGAAGUAUGCUGAUGUUGAUAACCCUCUUCCCCCCUUUAUAAGCAAUAUAAAUAAUAACAAAAGGGAUCCUUGUUACAGAAGGAAAGGAGUACUGAAGUUGCAGCUGUUUCAUUAAAAAAAUGACACCCAAUCUAU